Molecule: messenger RNA, 4869 nt
Organism: Lytechinus pictus (painted urchin)
Lineage: Eukaryota; Metazoa; Echinodermata; Echinoidea; Temnopleuroida; Toxopneustidae
Product: regulator of chromosome condensation-like
Exons: 9
Coding region: 141-1412 (423 amino acids)
Cellular component (GO): cytoplasm
Molecular function (GO): guanyl-nucleotide exchange factor activity
Source: RefSeq, a predicted model, not a curated record
UUUCUGGCUUUAUUCGCAGAGCUAGAGAUACCAUCGAGUUUUAAACGGAGGCGGCAAACGUGUGUUACGUGCAACUCUUUUUGUCGGAGAAAACAAAAUAAAGCUUGGUUUAUAAAGAUAAAAGGAAAAAACACUUCAAAAUGCCAGCCAAGAGAAAAGGACAACCGACACCCAAAGUCAAUGGUACCACAGAAGAGGUGAUUCCCAAGAAAGUCAAAGUGUCUCACUGGUCACAUCAUAGCGAGCCAGGUGUGGUGCUUGCCUUUGGCCAGGGUGACGUUGGACAGCUAGGUCUGGGUGAGGACAUCAUGGAAAGAAAGAAACCCACCUUGGUCAAUCUGGAUGGAGCUAAGAGGGUUGUGGAUGUUGUUGCAGGAGGGAUGCAUACUGUUUGCAUUACACAAGAUGGAGAGGUGUAUACGUUUGGUUGCAAUGACGAGGGUGCCCUAGGACGGGACACCAGUGAAGAUGGGUCCGAGUUCUCAUCAGGGAAGGUUUCACUUGAUGCAAAGAUCAUCCAGGCCACGGCAGGCGAUUCACACACAGCUGCUCUGACAGAAGACGGCAAAGUUUAUGCAUGGGGUACAUUUAGGGAUGGUACUGGUCCAAUCGGCUUGACUGUUGAUGGUUUGAAGAAGACGCCAUACUUGAUUCCUCUGGAUGAGACAUUCGUUCAGAUAGCAUCUGGUAACGAUCAUCUAUGUCUGCUGACCAACAGUGGUGAGAUCUAUACCAUGGGGUGCGGUGAACAGGGUCAGCUAGGGAGGAUAGCAGAGUGCUUCUCAAUACGUGGUGGAAGGAAGGGCGUCAGUAUUCUACUAGAGCCAUCUGUUGUUAUCUGUAAGAGAGUACGAGGUAAAGGCAAGGUAUUGUUUGACGGUGUCUGGUGUUCCAAUUACUGCACAUUCGCCAGAGUGAAAGGAGCUGGUGUUAUCUAUGGAUGGGGUCUCAACAAUUACCAUCAUUUAGGUCUAGAAGAUAUCAAGUCUUGGUUCACCCCUCAACCCAUCCCGUCUUUCAAUGAUAUCAAAGUGGAAUCAAUAUCAGGUGGACAGCAUCACUCCAUUCUCUUAGACAAAGAAGGUCAUAUGUACGCCAAUGGCAGGACCAAUUAUGGCCGGCUCGGACUAGGAGAGGACUGCGAGGAAUCUCACAUACCCACGCUCAUUUCAACAGUCAAGACAGAGAAGUUUACAAAUAUCGGAUGUGGUGCUAGCGUCAGUUUAGGGUGUACAGAUACAGGUGAUGUAUAUGCCUGGGGCAUGGCAAGCAAUCUUCAGCUCGGCAAUGGAGACGAAGAUGAAGACCUUCACGUUCCAACCAAGAUCACCAGUAAACAAUUAGAAGUCAAAAAAGGCAUCAAGGUCGCCGCCGGAGGACAGCACACGGUCAUUUUAGCCGUCGAAAAGUAGCAUUAGUCUUUAGAGAGUAAGAAUGAUAUUAAUGUAUCGUUACUAGGGUGAUAAAACCUUAUUAUUUUACAAAUCUUGAGCAUUCAGACAUACAUGUAGCUUCACCAGAGAGAAAUGCUUCAAGCAACUAACACAAAGCCAGGUGGUUAAAUAUUAGGAAAACAGCCUGUUGAAAUACCAGUAAAUGUUACAAAACCAUAUGAAAAGAGGCCACUAGAGGUAUACUUAUCAUGAGUUGAACCCUUACUCUAGUCUAGAUUAUUCAAAAAGAUGCCAUAAAUCAUCAGGGUAGGGGUUUUAUCACCCUAGUUUAUAUAUGAGGAUCCAACAUUUUCUGUAACUAUUGAUUGUGCAUCACCCCAAGUGAGUAUUCCAUUAAAUAAGUAAAAUUUAAUCUUUUGCUCUCAACACCAAAACAAAUCUCAAGAGUUACCUCAAAAUUUUCGGCUGCUAACUGCUGUCUUCUUCAGCAAUGACCGAAGUGACCCGAUUUGACCUAGUGAUGUAGCGAUCGAUAAUCGGUCGUAGACACUCGGAAGCUUGUAUCGCCCUCCGUCCCUAAUGAGAGUCACCCAAAUUGGGUCACUUCAGUCAUCGCUGAGGAAGGCUGCAGUUAGCAGCCAAAAAUUUUGAGGUAAUUCAACUGAUUUUUCUUUGUGUUGGGAGCAAAAGAUUAAAUUUUACUUAUUUUCAACCAACACUGAUGAACUUUCAUGAUCGUAUUCCAUUAAAUGUUUCAUUGAAAUGACACAAAUCUAUAUCACCUGGACAGGUAAUAUGCAUUUUGUAAGCUCACCAGUGCUAUCUAAUGUCAUCCUUUAUUUAUAGUGAAAAUUGGUUUGUAACAGGGCAAUGUUUCAUGCUGUGUGUCAGCACUGAUAAGUCCUCAAUCUUUGACAGUUGCUAUAGAGACCCGGGACCUGUUUCUUAAAGGGCUUACAGCUGUUGUAACUUUGCCAUUAUGGCAACUACCAUGGCAACAUGACUCAGCAGCCAAUCAGAAUCUAGGUUACCAUGGUAGUUGCCAUAGUGGCAAAGUCACCAUAGUUGCAAGUCUCCAUGAAAUGGGCCCCUGAGCUUUUCUGCAAAACCAAGGAUUCCACUGAAAUUGUCAGUGCUGACAACUUUCAUAAAAUUCCCCCUGAUGUCUCUAGUGCACCCCUAUCCUGCGCUUCCAUGUAAAGCAUAGGGAAUAUGUUGGACCCUCAUAUUUUGUUGUAAUUUUUAAAAUAGUGUACAGCUUAAUUUUCCAAUAUGACUAAAACAAUUUAUGUCAACUGUUCUCUAUAUUGUGUGUCUGUAUUUUUUUAUCCACCGUAAGCCUUGGAAUACUAUGUUUUUCAGAUUUUAAUGACCUGAUUUUCUAAUACAUUGCAUUUAGUUUAUUUUCAUACCUCGAUAUCGUGCCAUUGAUGCUAAAGACAAAUACAUAACAAAUACAGCAGUCAAUUUGAUCAUACAUGUAGUUAUUUUAUAUACAUUAAUUGCACACAAUUUAGAUCGCAAUUGUACAUUGAAAUGAGAAUUGUGUUACGUAAGAAAAUGUGUAUUUUUGCAAUAGAAUCUUAGCUGUAUUUGCAAAGAUUUCCAUGUAUGAAAAGGCCCAAAAUAAAGAUGCUAAUUUUUAGUGAAAAAUUGUUAUCCAUCAUAAGCAUUAUUACAAUCAUUUUUAGUUGUUAUUCGUUUUUUACAGGCCAAGCCCACCCAUUAACAAGUUGAUUUCAACAAACACAGGAAAAUCAGACCAGCAUACCACUGAAAAUGUUGUAAAAAUCUGAUGCGAAGUAAGAAAGUUAUGGCAUUUUCCAUUUUUACUCAUUUUCACAAAGUAGUUCUCUGCAUAUCCUGGUUAUCGUGCAAAAGAGAGAGCCGAUGACUUCACACACUUGUUUGCCCUUUUUUAGGUUUACUUUAUCAAAUAUAUUUUGAAAUGAAUAUGAUAUUGAGGAUCUUCCCCAAAUUAUGAUAAGUUGUAAUGUUAAUGAUUUUCCAUUUUCCAUGAGGAAUUAAACAAAAGAUUUAUCAUUAUUAGUUGAAAGGAUUUAAAUAUUUCAUGUUUCAUAAAAGUGCAUAAGAAAUAGUGACACCGAAUCCCUUAUUUGCAUACAAUCCAUGACGUGCCUAUUUUGUGCCAGUAAAGUGAAACUUUAAAAUGCCAUAACUUUCUUGGUUUUGCAUCCAAUUUCAAUAUUUUCAGUGUCGUACUUGUCUGAUUUGUCAUUUAUUCAAAUCAUCUUUUUUAUGUAUGGGUGGACUUUCAACUCCUGCAGUUUGCUUGUUUGCAAGAUACAGAUUUCAAAUGUUACUCUUAGAUAGUUGCAGGUAAACUUUCCUGUUGCUGCUACAUAUAAAUUUAUUAGAAUGAGAGGGGGAGCACAAUAAUUUUUUGAAAGCCUGGUAUUUACUUUUAUGGUGCAUCCACAUUUUAUGUUACUAUAAGCUUUAUGUAAUCACACACCAAUGUGAUUUGCAGGUUGUGGUUCUUUAAAGUCAAGAAAUGAAAAUUGGAAUCGAUCCAUUUCUCAUCAUUUUAACUGGUAUUAAUGUUUGGUUUACAAUGGAAGUAGUAUUGUCCACUGAUACUUUCUUCAACGAUAUUCAUUGAUAUGUGUGUGUCAUAAAGAAUUACUAAUAUUGUUCUUUUAUGCAAGCUAUCUCUAUAUAUAUAUCUGUAUUAAAAAAAACAUAAUAAAAGGGAAAUCAACGUAAAUAUAGAAGCUCAUUUUAAAAGAGGGUGAAAUUCGAUGUUAUGCUAGUCAAAUGUAACUUGCCCUGUUUAUCAACACGCAGAGUAUGGAAGUCACUAUCAAUUGAAAUAUAUGUAUAAGACUUGAUGACAGAUAAUACCAUUUCUUUUUAAGUACUUCACAAAAUUUGUACUAAUUAACAAUUAUAACAUUACAAGCAUGCUAUUUGUUGAUGGGUUGUUAAAACCUUGUCUUAAUCUUAUCUUAAAACUUUUAAAGUGUUGACACCACAGAAAAGACUAUUUUAGAAUUAUGGCAUUGGUAGCAAUCUCAUAUUGUCUGAAAACCAUCCCUAACCGUCUGAAGACACAUAUUUUGAGGCAACAGAGGGUUAACAUUUUAAGAUAUAACUCUAAUAUAACAUGUUUUUAGUUGUCAUUUCAAAAAGGUCACCAACGAUUUGUAAUAAUCCUGUCUUGUGUGAAUUAGCCACCUCAACUGCAAUAGUAUAAAUAAGAAGUUCUCUAUAUCUUUUCACCUUACUGCUGCUCUAAACUUGUAUUAUGUUAGUCGGAAUCCAAUAUCAUAGCAUCAUCUUUGCAGGUUCAUAUUUUGAUAAUUCUUUCUGCAAUUUGUAGGCAGAUAAGUGUAAAACAAUCCUGUAUAAAUUGAAUUAUCACCAAGUAAAGCAUAUAUCUCACAUCAUAUAAUGCAAGUCAUCCAGUUAAUCUCGUAGAAGUCAAGUUUUCACUAAUGCAGACAGAUUCUUG